Microplitis mediator is the source of this 2018-nucleotide messenger RNA. RefSeq names its product RNA-binding protein 45. Gene Ontology annotation, molecular function: RNA binding. Bases 253 to 1710 code for a protein of 485 amino acids. NCBI's taxonomy places the organism in Eukaryota, Metazoa, Arthropoda, Insecta, Hymenoptera, Braconidae. The record is from RefSeq and is a predicted model, not a curated record. The transcript has 6 exons.
UUCUUACAAUUCUCAGUUUACUUUCAUCCACUUUCAUGCUUUAAUCCUUUUGUCGUCAUCAUAGUCGCGGACAGUGUGUGCUCAGUGCUUAUCGUGAUAUUGAUAUAUGUGCAUUACAUACACACACAUACAUACAUACAAUAUAUGUAGGUACACAGCAACACAACUUACAUUACAUUCACUUACACUAAUUAUUGGCGACACUCUCGCAACGUAACGUUUUAGCUUUGGUAGGUUUCGUUCAUUUGCAAAAUGGCUGAUCACAGGGAACGAGAUUCAUAUUAUUCGCAGAACGAUCCUCGUUCAAAAAAUGAUGACCCACCGAAUUCACGUCUAUUCGUUAUUUGCCAUAAAAGCCUCGAAGAAGAUGAUCUCAGAAAAGCAUUUGACAAGUUUGGCAAAAUCGAAGAUAUUUGGGUUGUCAAGGACCGCAAUACGGGUGAAAAUAAAGGAGUCACAUACAUUAAAUUUUCAAAAACAUCCGAAGCCGCAUUCGCUUUAGAAGAAAUGAAUGGAAAAAUGUUAGGGUCCAUUGGCCGUCCGAUAAAAGUUAUGAUCGCAUCAAACCGUGAUCAAGGAUCAGUACGAGAAACAAAUGAAGAAGAGAGAUGGGUGAGACUAUUUUGUGUGCUACCAAAGUCAAUGACCGAUCAUGAAUUACAGCAGGAGUUUUCUAAAUUUGGAGCGAUUGAGUAUGCGACUGUUGUUAAGGAUAGAAAUACAAAUGAAUCUAAGGGAUUUGGUUAUGUUAAGUUUAAAAAAGUAUCAAGUGCUGCACGAGCAUUCGAAGAGUGCGACCGUAAAUACAAAGCAGUAUUUGCAGAGCCAAAAAAACCAAAGCCCGAUCAUUCUGAUUCAAAGUACAACAACAAUGGACUAUCAAUGCCCUACGACAACAUGGCUAAUAAUUUUGGAUCAUCAAGUUUUGGCAAAAGUAGUAUUGGCUUAGAAAUAGCAACAAACUAUCCGAACUCUGAGGGCUACACUCGGCUCCAAGUUAUCGCACAUCCGGCACUAAAUCAAGACCAACUGUGGAAACUAUUUGAUAUAGUACCUGGACUAGAUUACUGUCAGCUGAAGACAGAUGUGCGAUAUAGAAUGCCACGUGGACAAGCGACUGUUGUUUACUCACACCCAAGUGCAGCGGCUUAUGCACGUGAAAAGUUUCACGGAUUUGAGUAUCCGCCAGGUCACCGGAUGAUUGUCAAGCCAGACAUGACUGGUGCGCCGUCACAGAAAAAUUCAAAACCCGGUGGGUCCAAUAUUACGGGAAUGGGUCCAGCUAGAACGGAUCUUGCUCAUCUAGCGGAAACAAUUGCCCAAGCUACCUCUUUAAUUCAAGCAGCUGGACUAACGGCACCAAAUUUGGAGCACACGAUGACUAUGAAAUUACCGCCAGUACAACCAAUGGCCAGUAUUGAUGCUGAUGUUGAAAAAAGAUGUUUCAUUGUUUGCGGACCACCAGUGCCUCCAAUAUAUGCAAUGAAAGACGCAUUCUGUAGAUUUGGAAAUCUUAUUGAUGUCUACAUGCUGCCGGGUAAAAAUUGCGGGUACGCAAAGUACGCAAGUGUCGACAGUGCUAAUCGCGCUAUUGAGACACUACAUGGGCAAGAGAUUUGUGGCUCUCGCCUGAAGGUGUUGGAAGCUGAAGAGCGUAAUGUUGGUGAUGAUCGUCGAAAACGUUUGAAAAUGGACGAGGAACAGAAUUAAUUUCGUGGAGUGUCACGACACUGGCACAUCGAAAAACCCAAGUACCUGAUGACAUCUGUGAUUUUAAUUAUAAAAUAAAUGCAAUACAAAGUUUAUAAUUAAAUUAAAAAUUAAUUUUUUAAAAGUAAUAGUAGAAAUAACUCUAACAUAAAUUUAAAAAAAUUUUAAUUAAUCCAUCACUCAACAAACAUGGAAAUAAAAGCUAUAUUUUAUAAUAUAGACAUCAAGUUAAUUGUUAACUCAACUGAGUUAACAAAUAAAUCUGUAAUUAAAUAAAUAAUUAAUAUUCUAUAAAUAUAACAACAGUA